AUGUGCUGCGCGAUUGCAGCUUUGCUCAAGUUUGUCAUUACCACAAUCAAUGUGAUUUUGGGGAUCGCAUUCCUUGUUGUGGCCCUACUGGGCCUUCUUCUGAAGACGUCUGCGGGCUUCGUCAAAUCCCUCCUUAAGACAUGCCUCAGUUUUGGUGGCGACGUUCCAGAUGAUCAAGCCAUGUUUCUGACUGAGUUCGUCCUUGAGCACGCAACCAGCCUCUCUAUUGUCCUCAUUGUUGUUGGUCUGAUCCUGGCUGCUCUCUGCUUCGUCGGCGCCUUUGCCGCCUGCUGUAUUUGCGGACUUCUUCUUAAGAUUUAUGCGAUCAUUCUUGGCGUUCUGCUUGUUGCACAAAUCAUCGCAGUAGCAGUUCUCUUUUCCAAUCCCACUAAGCUAUCGCAAUCCUGCAACGAGGUUCUGACGCAAAUGCUAGUGUACUUUGGCCAGGACACUGACAUGGGAAAAGUCUCAACUAUGAUAUGGAAUUUUACGAUGACGGUAAGAAUUGCACCCAAGAAUACGACAGUGGUAGCAGUUAAAUUGAAUGAUCAGUUAUAA
Messenger RNA from Dibothriocephalus latus, 558 nucleotides. NCBI's taxonomy places the organism in Eukaryota, Metazoa, Platyhelminthes, Cestoda, Diphyllobothriidea, Diphyllobothriidae. The record is from the annotation of a GenBank genome assembly.